GGUUUAUACACAUUCCUUUGAAAAUCACACUUCUAUUUCUUUUAUUUCUUAAAGAUGUGAGCUUACAAGUCUGUUAAUAAUAGGCUAUUACAGAUAAACCCUGGAAGGGUAUAAUUGCAUCCUUUUUUGGCACCUUUAAAUCAAAUUAACUAGAUAGUGAGGAGAGAAAAAGAAAACACAUUUUUGCAAUGUAUCUGACUGGGUGAGAAGCAACUGCUGCUGCAUAAAGAGCUACGACCGGAAUCUGGGCUUUCCCACUCUGGUUUCAAAGGGGGGAAUUAUGGGUUGGUGGUCUGCCUCAUGUUAGGAGGACACCCCUCCAUCUGUUCACAGUGCAGCCUGGUUCCAAUUUAAAGCCCAGAUUUCAAUAGAAACCUCAAUUUCUUUCCCCAUUUAAAAUGCAAAAGCAAGGCUUCUGAAUCAUAGUGGCUCUGCUCCUGGAAUUCAGACCAAAUUCCCCCCAAAAUUCGUAAGCUAUUUGUUUGAAUACCUGCUCACUGUGAUGCACAAUGAGCAGCUUUGAGAAGAAAAAUUGAUAAUCUUCACGGAAGAGUAAUUUGAAUGAAAUUACACUUGACAGCCUGUCUCCAAGCAAACAAGAGCAGCGAGGGAGCCUUAGCUGAGCUCUGAGGACUUGCCCAAGCCACUGCUGUUGGAGCUGCCCAGGGGAAAAAAAUCACCAGUUUUUCCAACAUCUAAUUGAGCUUUUGAUUAAUUCCGUGUACCAGAUUCUCCUGAAGAAAGGUAGCCAUGGAAGAGAAUAUGGAAGAGGGACAGACACAAAAAGGGUGCUUUGAGUGCUGUAUUAAAUGCCUGGGAGGCAUUCCGUAUGCCUCUCUGAUUGCCACCAUCCUGCUCUAUGCCGGCGUGGCCCUGUUCUGUGGCUGUGGACAUGAAGCGCUUUCUGGAACUGUCAACAUUCUGCAAACCUAUUUUGAGAUGGCAAGAACUGCUGGAGACACUCUGGAUGUAUUUACCAUGAUUGACAUCUUCAAGUACGUGAUCUAUGGCAUUGCAGCUGCAUUCUUCGUGUAUGGCAUCUUGCUGAUGGUGGAAGGCUUCUUCACAACUGGAGCCAUCAAAGAUCUCUAUGGAGAUUUCAAAAUCACCACUUGCGGCAGAUGUGUGAGCGCCUGGUUUAUUAUGCUGACAUACCUUUUCAUGUUGGCCUGGCUGGGAGUGACGGCUUUCACCUCUCUGCCAGUUUACAUGUACUUCAAUCUGUGGACCAUCUGCAAAAACACUACGUUAGUAGAAGGAGCAAAUUUCUGCCUGGACCUUCGUCAGUUUGGGAUUGUGACAAUUGGAGAAGAAAAGAAAAUUUGCACUGUCUCUGAGAAUUUCUUGAGGAUGUGUGAAUCUAAUGAGCUGAACAUGACUUUCCACUUGUUUAUUGUGGCACUUGCUGGAGCUGGGGCAGCAGUCAUCGCUAUGGUGCACUACCUUAUGGUUCUGUCUGCCAACUGGGCCUACGUGAAAGAUGCCUGCCGGAUGCAGAAGUACGAGGACAUCAAGUCCAAGGAGGAGCAAGAACUUCACGACAUCCAUUCCACUCGCUCCAAAGAGCGGCUCAAUGCAUACACAUAAACACAUGGCUCUGGCCUUUGUACCAUUUAAUGCAUUGGUGUUUAACUAAGGGCCAUCCAACCAUCUAAUUUUGGGGAAAAAAAAAAAAAAAAGAGUGCUUCUCAUCAAUGAUGUGUAGGGUGACCUAUGAAUCACCUGAAUAUAAUUCUUUGUUGUCUAGCACUUAAUUUCCUAAUCUGUUAAAUUGGUUUUAUCCGAUCUCUUCUACAAGCUCCUAUCCAGCCUUUGUUUGUUUUGAAAUUUCUGAAACUCAUUUAACAGUUCUGUAAGAUCAAAAACACUAGCACUGUCAAUUGAUUUUGUUUUUUUAACCAAUUCCAUGUGUUAUACAUAACACCUUUUUCAUUAUUUCCUAUGCUUUGAAAUGAAAAUAGCUUUUUAUACUUUUUAGUUUUGAUUUCGGUAACUAGGUUAACUACAGGUAAUCUUCAAAGGGACCAUUGUAUAUUAUGAAUAGCAAAGAUACCAUCAUAAUAACUCUUGUUAAAAUAAGGAAAUCUUGUUUGGAGAUAAGUGGCCAUAUUACUAAAGGCCCUGGCUAAUGUUUUCAUCAAUUUAAGGUGCAAUUUCUAAAUUUAUAAGAGUAGGUUUAAAAAAAGUGCUUCUUAUCUUUGUUAACAUUGUAUUUUUUCUUGAUGUACUUAAGAGGUAUGUCUCUCUGAUUACUCAUAUUUAUGUUGUGAGCAUGUAGAAAAGUAAUGCUAAUGCAUGGCUAGUUGCCUUGAUAAGAUUGUGACACCAGGCUUAACUUUUAAAGAUUAGUAUAGAGACAAUUUUAACGGAAACAAUUACUGUGAACUACUGGAGAAUGAUCUUGUGAUUUAAGCAGUGGCUGGAUUGGAACUUUUAAUAUGCUAAUGUGGAAAAUAAUUACCUUUAUGAAGGUGGUAUCUUAAAAAUAAGCACACUAAUCCCCUCAGAAACUGUUUUACCUACUUUAAUGGAUUGCACCUCUGUAAACUAUUCCUAAAAUGUGUAUGAUAUAUUUGAAAAGGCUUUCAUUAAUAUAAUAGCUUGCUUGCAGCCUUUCAAUCUAUGUUGGUUUACCUGUAGUGUUUUCUAAAGUGUGGUCAGAGGCCACUAUAGAAUGUAUUGUUUGGAAGUGUAGUGAGACAUUUGUGUUUUUAUUUCAAGUAAGUCAUUUUAACUGAAUGUUCAUUCAUAGUCAUUCAUAUAACGUACCUGUAUCAAAGAAAUUUUAAAAAACAAUCAGUAUUACUGGACCAAAUUCGAUGUUUGUUUCAGCCUUGACUCUUCUUUUGAUUAUUUCUAAUGCUACAAGAAUGCUGUAAAGUGUCUUUUAAAACGAUAUAGCCUGACGAGACAUUUCUGUCAGUGUAUAAAUCUAGGUAGUAUUGUGCACUGACUUAACCAUUGUGAACUCCUUUCUCAGUGUAAGUGCAUUUCUAAUAAAACUUAUUCAGUGAAACAAUCUUUGUACAACUACUAAUCAUGCAUCAUCAGUACUUUUACAAGUUCUUGUAGUAGGUAGGGGGAUAUUAGAGUUAUCUGUGGCAUGAUUAUGCAUUCUGUAGUAUUAAUUUGCAGGGUUUUUUUUACACUGAGAUUAUCUUACUGGUUCAACAUUUUUUUUCUGAUAUAUGCAGUAUUACAGAUAUUCAGCAAAAGUAUUAAUGGGCUCUUUAAAUUCUAUAUUAUAGUGUUUCAGUUCUGUGUCUACAGUUUGUGAUGAUUUUUAAAGCUGUCUCCUAAAUUUAUGUAAUGAUGUUGACAAUUUGAUUUCUAGUAUUAGAGUUUGUAUUUUCACAGAGUGCUUUGUAGCAGGCAUUGCAAUUAAUCUGUUUUGUACAUAUUUGUGCCAACAGCUUGAUGGUGGCGUUUUUGAAAUGUAGAACAAAGUGCUUGCAAAAUGUAAUAAAUAUACUUGUGUACUUUGUGUACUUA
This is a messenger RNA of Ochotona curzoniae (black-lipped pika), 3492 nucleotides long. It is a transcript of the gene GPM6A, whose product is annotated as glycoprotein M6A. Gene Ontology annotation, biological process: neuron projection development. Lineage: Eukaryota; Metazoa; Chordata; Mammalia; Lagomorpha; Ochotonidae. The transcript has 7 exons. The record is from RefSeq and is a predicted model, not a curated record. Gene Ontology annotation, cellular component: plasma membrane; axonal growth cone; neuronal cell body. Bases 751 to 1587 code for a protein of 278 amino acids.